AUGAUCGUCAACCUCUCAGUACUCGCUCUGCUUGCGGGCGUCGCUUUCGAGGCCCUUCCGGUCACCGCCCACGGCGUCGCACGUCACCCUCGCUCUGCGCACCAGAGGCUCGCUGAGCGUCACAUCGGUAGCAACGCUGCCACUGUCAAGAGCAAGCGCCAGUACAACGUCCUCACCCGUCGCGAUGGAUCCAAGUGCCGCGUCCGGCCCCAAACCGAGCAGCUGCCCACGACCAGUGGCAACAGCUCCAACCCGCCCUCUCAGCAAGACCAGGUGCAACCCCCAGGCGGCAGCGAGCAGCACAUCGCCGACACCCCGGACUCUCCCGACUCUCCCGACUCUCCCGACUCUCCCGACACGCCUGACCAGCCUGGCAACAGCACCGAGAUCCCGGAGACGGUGAACCCGGAGAACACCACGACGUCCAGCCCUGGUGGUGGCCAGGGUGCUGCCAACGGCGGCACUACCCACGUUGGCUCCAAGCUCGGUGCCGCCUGGCCCAACGGAGACUGGACUGGUGCCGACCAGCCAGGCUGGAUCGGCAACUUCAUCGGUCAACGCACCUCGUGGUACUACACUUGGUCGCCAAGCGGAUGCGCGCAGAACGACGCUGCCGGCUUGGAGUUCGUCCCCAUGCUCUGGGGCGCCAAGCAGGUGUCUGACUGGCACGCCGCGGCUGGCUCGUGGCCGUCGUCGGUGAAGAACGCGCUCUUCUUCAACGAGCCCAACCAGCAAGACCAGGCGGGCAUCGACAUCUACUCCGCUCUGAAUUACUGGCUCCAGGACUUCGUGCCCGUGGCCCGCGAGCAGCAUCAUCUCCGCCUCGGCUCGGCUGCCCCCACCUCGGCGCCCGAUGGUGUCGAGUGGGUCGUCAAUUUCUACAACCACUGCAUGGAGCAGACCGGCAACGACAACGGCAAGUGCAAGGCAGACUUUGCCCCGCUUCACUACUACGAUGUCGACGUUGAGAACUUCAAGACUUACCUCAACAACUUCCACGACAAGACUGGCAUGCCCCUCUGGGUAACUGAGUACGCGUGUCAGAACUUCAAUGGCGGUGCUCAGCCGAACGACGGCCAGAUCUGGAACUUCCACCAGCAGGCCGCAGCGUUCAUGGACAGCCAGGACUGGAUUGAGCGCUACGCGCCGUUUGGCAUGAUGCGUAACAUGCAGGGUGUCGAGCAGGCCAACGCCCUCAUGGACCCGAACGGGCAGAUCACCGACCUCGGCCGCUGGUACAUCUCGAGCUCGUAG
Molecule: messenger RNA, 1254 nt
Organism: Cutaneotrichosporon cavernicola
Lineage: Eukaryota; Fungi; Basidiomycota; Tremellomycetes; Trichosporonales; Trichosporonaceae
Exons: 2
Coding region: 1-1254 (417 amino acids)
Biological process (GO): fungal-type cell wall polysaccharide metabolic process
Cellular component (GO): fungal-type cell wall
Source: RefSeq, a predicted model, not a curated record